CCGGCGCCUAAAGAGUUAACUGGGAGAGCAAGCCCAAGCGCCUGCGCGCGGCGACGCUUCGCCCCGCCCCUGCUGCGCGGUCAUAUGAUCCGCCCAACCGGCGUUGGUCUAUAAAAUGUCGGGUGUUGACGUCAGCGUCCUCUUCCGCCCUUGUCGCCGCAUCCUGGGCUUGAAUCCUUUCACUCGGAUCUCCCUGGGAGAAUCCAUCGCCAUCCGCCACCAUGGUGAACUUCACAGUAGAUCAGAUCCGGGCCAUCAUGGACAAGAAAGCCAACAUCCGGAACAUGUCAGUCAUCGCCCACGUGGACCAUGGCAAGUCCACACUGACUGACUCCCUGGUGUGUAAGGCUGGUAUCAUUGCCUCUGCCCGGGCUGGCGAGACCCGCUUCACUGACACUCGGAAGGACGAGCAGGAACGUUGCAUCACCAUCAAAUCAACGGCCAUCUCCCUUUUCUACGAGCUCUCAGAAAAUGACUUGAACUUCAUCAAGCAGAGCAAGGAUGGUUCUGGUUUCCUUAUCAAUCUCAUUGAUUCCCCUGGGCACGUGGACUUUUCUUCAGAGGUGACAGCUGCCCUCCGUGUCACUGAUGGUGCCUUGGUGGUAGUGGACUGUGUAUCUGGCGUGUGUGUGCAGACAGAGACAGUGCUGAGGCAGGCUAUUGCGGAGCGCAUCAAGCCUGUGCUGAUGAUGAACAAGAUGGACCGGGCUCUGCUUGAACUGCAGCUGGAGCCUGAGGAGCUCUAUCAGACCUUCCAGCGCAUUGUGGAGAACGUCAACGUCAUCAUUUCCACCUACGGAGAGGGCGAGAGUGGUCCUAUGGGGAACAUCAUGAUUGACCCUGUCCUUGGGACUGUUGGCUUUGGGUCUGGUCUCCAUGGUUGGGCCUUCACCCUGAAGCAGUUUGCAGAGAUGUAUGUGGCCAAAUUUACUGCCAAGGGUGAGGGCCAGCUGGGGCCUGCUGAGCGGGCCAAGAAAGUAGAGGACAUGAUGAAGAAGCUGUGGGGUGACCGGUACUUUGAUCCAGCCAAUGGUAAAUUCAGCAAGUCUGCCACCAGCCCUGAUGGCAAGAAGCUGCCACGGACAUUCUGCCAACUUAUCCUGGACCCUAUCUUCAAGGUGUUUGAUGCUAUCAUGACUUUCAACAAAGAGGAGACAGCAAAACUGAUUGAAAAACUGGACAUCAAGUUGGAUAGUGAAGAUAAGGACAAAGAAGGCAAACCACUUCUGAAGGCUGUGAUGCGCCGCUGGUUGCCCGCUGGUGAUGCCCUGCUGCAGAUGAUCACCAUCCACCUGCCCUCCCCUGUGACAGCCCAGAAGUACCGCUGUGAGCUUUUGUAUGAGGGGCCCCCCGACGACGAGGCAGCCAUGGGCAUUAAAAGCUGUGACCCCAAAGGGCCACUUAUGAUGUACAUUUCCAAAAUGGUGCCGACCUCCGACAAAGGCCGGUUCUACGCCUUUGGCCGUGUCUUCUCAGGGCUGGUGUCCACUGGCCUGAAGGUCAGAAUCAUGGGGCCCAACUACACACCCGGAAAGAAGGAGGACCUAUACCUGAAGCCAAUCCAGAGAACGAUCUUGAUGAUGGGCCGUUACGUGGAGCCCAUCGAGGAUGUGCCUUGCGGUAACAUUGUGGGAUUGGUGGGUGUGGACCAGUUCCUGGUGAAAACAGGCACCAUCACCACCUUUGAGCACGCCCACAACAUGCGAGUGAUGAAGUUCAGCGUGAGCCCUGUCGUCAGGGUUGCUGUGGAGGCCAAAAACCCGGCUGACCUGCCCAAGCUGGUGGAGGGUUUAAAGCGACUGGCCAAGUCAGACCCCAUGGUGCAGUGCAUCAUUGAGGAGUCAGGGGAGCACAUCAUUGCUGGAGCUGGUGAGCUGCACCUGGAGAUCUGCCUGAAGGACCUGGAGGAGGACCAUGCCUGCAUUCCUAUCAAGAAAUCCGACCCAGUUGUCUCCUAUCGCGAGACGGUCAGUGAGGAGUCGAAUGUGCUCUGCCUGUCCAAGUCUCCCAAUAAGCACAACCGUCUGUACAUGAAGGCACGGCCCUUCCCCGAUGGCCUGGCUGAGGACAUUGACAAGGGUGAAGUGUCAGCCCGCCAGGAGCUCAAGCAGCGGGCCCGAUACCUGGCUGAAAAGUAUGAAUGGGAUGUGGCUGAGGCCCGCAAGAUUUGGUGCUUUGGGCCCGAUGGCACUGGGCCCAAUAUCCUCACCGACAUCACCAAGGGUGUACAGUACCUCAACGAGAUCAAGGACAGUGUAGUGGCUGGCUUCCAGUGGGCCACAAAGGAGGGGGCACUGUGUGAGGAGAACAUGCGGGGUGUACGCUUCGAUGUCCACGAUGUGACACUGCAUGCUGACGCUAUCCACCGUGGAGGUGGCCAGAUCAUCCCCACAGCCCGGCGCUGCCUAUAUGCGAGUGUGCUGACAGCCCAGCCCCGGCUCAUGGAGCCCAUUUACCUUGUGGAAAUCCAGUGUCCAGAGCAAGUGGUUGGUGGUAUCUAUGGCGUCCUGAACAGAAAGCGGGGCCAUGUCUUUGAGGAGUCCCAGGUGGCUGGCACCCCUAUGUUUGUGGUAAAGGCCUACCUGCCCGUUAAUGAGUCUUUUGGCUUCACCGCUGACCUGAGAUCCAACACAGGUGGUCAGGCCUUCCCACAGUGUGUGUUUGACCACUGGCAGAUCCUGCCUGGGGACCCCUUUGACAACACUAGCCGCCCCAGCCAGGUGGUGGCCGAGACACGCAAGCGCAAAGGCCUAAAGGAAGGCAUCCCGGCCCUGGACAACUUCCUGGACAAAUUGUAGGUUGCCCUCCCUGCAGCCUGCCACCCAGGUGCCGCCCCCCACACUGGCUCACGAUCAACCACAGCAGCCCUCAUUCUCCAGCACCUCAAGACUGUCCAGACACAGGGCUGCUCGCCUGGCAGGUUCUGGGGCCACUUCAUGCCAUCACUCAACAUGAACACUUGAUGCUGUUUCGUUCAAUAUUUAUUUCAAGAUUUCAGAAGCAACAGAAAUGCCCUGGCCACAGGGACUUAUUUGGCUCAUGGGGGAGGUGGGAUGGUACACUCAACACUUUUAUUUUUUUCCAUUUAUGAGGGAAACUCAAAUGUCCAAAAAAGAACUAAACGCAUUAAGAGGUUUGUUUGGGUAAAUGGCCCGUAGUGGAUUUUCCCCCAGAAUGGGGGAAGGAGCAAGCAGGUAGACAUUUCUGUUUGGACAGAAGCUAGAAGGCAGGAAAUCUUGUGCAAUGUCACCAUGAGCACCUCCAGCUGUAUUAGUGCCAUUGGAAUAAUAAAUUUGAUUAUGGUGGUGA
Molecule: messenger RNA, 3309 nt
Organism: Phyllostomus discolor (pale spear-nosed bat)
Lineage: Eukaryota; Metazoa; Chordata; Mammalia; Chiroptera; Phyllostomidae
Gene: EEF2
Product: eukaryotic translation elongation factor 2
Exons: 15
Coding region: 222-2798 (858 amino acids)
Biological process (GO): translational elongation
Cellular component (GO): ribonucleoprotein complex; cytosol
Molecular function (GO): GTP binding; translation elongation factor activity; GTPase activity
Source: RefSeq, a predicted model, not a curated record